Molecule: messenger RNA, 693 nt
Organism: Closterium sp. Yama58-4
Lineage: Eukaryota; Viridiplantae; Streptophyta; Zygnematophyceae; Desmidiales; Closteriaceae
Source: the annotation of a GenBank genome assembly
AUGCACGCGCACUAUUCUCUUCCAACGCCAGCCCACAGCCUCCCUCUCUCCUUAUCCUUGGCAUUUUCGUCCAUGCACCUGCCCCUUCGUUUUCCCCCUUCCUCUAUACGCUCUCACCCUACCCAGGCAGUGAAAGAGAGGCAGCAGUACGAGCAGGAGUAUGCCAAUUGGACCGUUAGCAUUACCAUCAGCAGCAGUGCCAACAGCAGCCCCCCCUCGCUGCCGUCGCUGCAGCAGUUUCUGGCGACGGUGGCGGCGGUGAGGUCUCUGGCUCUGCCCAUGCGCCUGCCGCCCCUGCAGGAGGGGCAUGGGGAGGGGGAGGAGCAGGGGGGCAGGGGGAGGAAGGGCGGGAAGAAGGGCAGAAGGAGGGGAGGGAAGGGGCGGAAGAAGCAGAAGCAGCGGCGGUUUGAGCUGACGGUGGUGCCUCUGGUGAAUGCUGUUGCCCGCUCGAAUGAGAGGAACCAAGGGAACGUGCAAUGGCAGGUGAGAGGCUGGCAACAAUCCUCCACCGUAUCCCUUCCCCUGCUUGUAUCCCUUCCCCUGCUUGUAUCCCUUCCCCCACUUGUAUCCCUUCCCAACUCCACCCAAAUCCGCCGGUACCUCAAUCCCACAAGGGCUUCAGGAUACUUUUCCCCUACAUCCCUUUCUCCCAUCCUUCCACCCCCCAUCUCACCCACUCGGGCUUCCACCUGA